This is a messenger RNA of Cryptomeria japonica (Japanese cedar), 636 nucleotides long. RefSeq lists its product as uncharacterized. Bases 1 to 636 code for a protein of 211 amino acids. The record is from RefSeq and is a predicted model, not a curated record. The transcript has a single exon. NCBI's taxonomy places the organism in Eukaryota, Viridiplantae, Streptophyta, Pinopsida, Cupressales, Cupressaceae.
AUGGUGGCUUCCCUUUUUGCGGCAAGAGAAUUGGUUCUUCUUACCAAUGUGUAUGUGCCUAUUGAGCUACAUGGAAAGCAACUCAUGUGGUCCAAUAUCUGCUUAGUCCAUAAUAUGGUUCCUUAUUACCCUUGGAUUAUUGUGGGUGAUUUCAAUGCUAUUAUUGAGCUUGCUAAGAAACGGGGUGGCACGACAAGGCUAGAACCCUCUGCGAUGCUGCUUCAAGAUAACAUUUAUGUGUUGAAUCUUGUUGAUAUCAAGCCCAUCAAUGGGAAAUUUACAUGGAAUAAUAGGAGAGUGGGGGAUAGUUGUAUAGCUAAAAUACUGGAUCAUUUCUUGGUUUCUUGCUUUUGGGUUGGCGGUAUGUGGUCUUCUUGUUCUAAGAUUUUGAAUUGGAGGGGUUUAGACCAUUCGUCUAUUAAGCUCUCUAUUUCUUCUACUCGGAUACCACAGACUCCUCCCUUCAAGUUUCAACUUAUGUGGCCACGUGAUCUUGAUCUUCACGACUAUGUUGCUCAAUGGUGGCAGUAUGGUAGACCUUCUCAUGGUACUGCAAUGUAUGUUUUUGCUAAGCUUCUUCAAUUCGUUAAGUAUCAGCUUAAGCGAUGGAAUCGGUUAUGCUUCAAAAUUUCAUGA